This is a messenger RNA of Zeugodacus cucurbitae (melon fly), 5401 nucleotides long. RefSeq names its product serine/threonine-protein kinase PITSLRE (gene Pitslre). Bases 1203 to 4769 code for a protein of 1188 amino acids. The transcript is spliced from 3 exons. Gene Ontology annotation, molecular function: cyclin-dependent protein serine/threonine kinase activity; ATP binding. NCBI's taxonomy places the organism in Eukaryota, Metazoa, Arthropoda, Insecta, Diptera, Tephritidae. Gene Ontology annotation, cellular component: nucleus. The record is from RefSeq and is a predicted model, not a curated record. Gene Ontology annotation, biological process: regulation of mitotic cell cycle; protein phosphorylation.
UAAUUUUUUUAAUUAACAAAAUAGCGACCUCAGGAAAUUUUUUCUCUUUUCGUUGGGGAAAAAAUCGAAAUUUUUGGAAAAAAAAAUCCUUCGAUCAGUCCUAAGUUAUUAUGUAUUCUAAAAGCUGUAUAAAUUUCAUUAAAUCUACUCAGCAGUUUUCGAGUUACAGUUGUCACCAGUUCAAAAAACAUAUUUUUGAUAAAAACCCAUUUUCACCCGAGCGUUUUGGAGUGCCCGAGCGCUCUGUGUUAUUUGUCGAAUAACUCGAAAAGAAAUUGUCGAAUCAACUUCAAAUUUUCAGAGAAUAUUUUUAAGAUAUUAUAUUUAAAGAAAAUGAAAAAAAAAUGAAUUUUUGAAAAUCCUGACUACUCCAACCCCUUAAAUAUCCAACCUAAAUAGCAAUAAUUUAGUAAAAUUAGUUUUGUAAAUAUUUACUAAUUCACUAUAAGUCUUACAAUGUACGAGAAUAUCGGCGAAUGAUCGCUAAGCUUAGAGCCCCCAUUGUAAUAGUAAAAUUAGAGUGUUUCUCACGAAUUAUGUGAGCAUUCGAAAGUCAUGCAAAACGAAAAAAAAAGGACAUAUAAAAAUGUUCACGUAAUAUUAUUUUGUCAUACGACUGUAUCUACUUCAACUUUUUAACAAAUAUUUCGACACAAAACUUGUUAAAAAAAUUGCAAAGUUCAAAGUUCAAAUUCUUCUUUACUUCCUUAAUUAGUAUUCGCAAGAAGAAAUAUAUGUAUAGUUGUACAUUUCUUCAAUAUUGUACGCACUCAUCAAUAAACAGUGUUAAUUUUUUCGAAAAUGAUACAACUUCUAAUACUUUUUGAACUUCUAAAACGUGAAAAGUUCAAGCAUAGCUUUUAAUGUUUUUUUAUGUAAAAUUUCGCUCGUAAGCCUUUAUGUAGUAAUAAUAUAGAAUUAAGAACAAUCUUCAAUUUUCUAAAGCCAUCAUUACUACACUUUGAUCUUGAAUAUUUUUUACUUUGAUCUGCUCUCUACGAAUAUAGCAAGCUCCUUAAAACAAUCUCAAGCAGACCAAGCCAUAAAAGUAAAUUGACAUCGAGGCGUUAAAAAAAUUUCCUUGAUUUUUUACGGAUGUAAGUUACCAAAAAAAAAAAAUACUAGAUUUACAAACUAUAAACUUUCGCAAAAAAAUAUUGAGUUAAUGUGUUUCGACUGGUCAUUGCAAAGCGCCAAAAUGUAUGCUUAUUGAACUUGCACACUGGACUGCGCCGACCGAGCAUGGAGCGGUAUGUACACUAACACGGCCGCAAAGCAGUGAACAUAAAUUGAAUUGCAUUGAAAGCAUAUUUUCAAAACGCGGUGAGGAAGAUGCGGAUUCAUUGGACAUUAAACCACCACAAGCGAACGUACUGCACUCGCGCGACUCCACAGGCUCCCGACGCAAAGACAAGUCGUCCAAAGAGAAAAAACAUUCCAAAGAGAAGAAACAUCGCAGCGAGCGAGAACGUGGAAGUGGUCGAGAGCGUGGCGAAAGGGAGCGCGAUCCACGCGAUUAUGACACACGGGAGCCGCAUGGCAGAGAGCGCGACAUGCGCAACGAUCGCGGCGGAGGUCCACGUCCAGGCGAUAUGGAGCGUGGACGAGAUCAUCGGCGUGGUGGUGAGGAACGCGAAGAACUGUUACGUUACCAUCAACGCGGUAGCGGUUAUGAGCGUGAUGACGUUAUCAACAGAGAUAUGAUGUCAAAUAGCGAACGCCGUUAUGCCAAGCAAUAUGAACCACACAACAAUGAGGUGCGGCGAAAUAGUGGCGGCGGCGGAGGUGGUGCUUAUCAUCAACAAUAUCAACAUUCACAUAUGCAACGUCCAAGGCAAGAUUAUUAUGAACGCGGCGCUGGUGGCGGUGGCGGCGGCGGCUACCAUCAUGGCGGUUUGGACUACUAUAACAAUCGACACCAACAACAGCCGCAACAAUACGCUGUUGGUGGCAAGCAUUCACAUCUUGAGUACAAUGAUGUCAACUAUGAGGUACAACGAGAACGUCACAAGUAUACAAACUACGACGCGCCGAACGAUUCGGAGAGCAUCGAACAAGAUUUGCGUUCGCGGCUGCUAAGUAAAAGACAUAAAUAUGUCAAAGGUAGCAGCGGCGAUGUCAUCGAGCUGACAGAAAGUUACGAGACAACGUCUACAGUGCAGCGGCAGCGUUAUAGCGAUGGCGAGCGUACCGAACGUUAUCGGCAGAAACGUGAAAAGGUGCGAGAAUCCGUAAUUGAGGUGCUCGACAGUCCGGAGUUGGCUGAAGUGGAGGGCGCGACCACAGAAGAAGGAGAAGCGCAUCGCCAACGACGCAAGCAUAAAAGGCGCAACAAAGAGCGUGAGGUGGUGCAAGUGGAGACGGUUGUGACGACGGAACGGGUCGAGCGCAUAGAGAAGCGUAAAUCGCCUGAAGAUCCGGAAGUAUUGUCGCGACGUGAGAAAAUACUAGCUGUGGAACGUGAGAAGGAAAAACGCAAAGAGAAAGCACGUGAAGAAUUGGAAGCAAGACGUCGUGCUAGAAAUGCGCUUAGUCCAAGCGCAGUGGCAGCUUCGGUUACUGCUGGACUCAACGUUAUGAAACGUAAAAAACAAGAUGAAGCUGCGGUGGCGGUGAAGGUUAAACGCGCAAAAAAAACUGUAGCUGCAAAAGAGCGUAGUGACGAAGAGGAGGAGGGCGAGGCAGUAGACAGUGAUGACGAAGAUGAGGAUAAUGACAGCGAGGAUAUGGAGACGGAUAGUGGCAGUGGUGAUAGUGACAGUGAUAGCGAAAGCCAUUCUGAGGUGGAAGAUGCUGAGGGACGUCACGACAAGCGACACCGCAAACAUAGCAAAGCAGCGAAGCGGAAAAGGAAGGAAAGACAUCAUAACCACAGGAUGCGUAACAAUGGCGUUGAUAAUGACGACAAUACGGAUGACGAUGACGAUGACGACGAUGAGGAUGAUGAAGAUGACAUAGAACUACCCGAGAGUCCACUCUCUAUUGGUGAGCUUUCGAAAUCGCCACGGCGUCAACAUCGCACAAAGAAACACAAGAAGAAGAAAGGCAAAAAGCAUAUAGGAGACGAUGAUGAAGAUGAUGGCGAUCAACGUUUAACACGUUCGCGUUCUCAUUCCGCCCAUUCACUAUCCCACUCACGUUCUGUUUCACGCUCUCGUUCGCAAUCACCACGCCGAAAGAGCCUACACUCACGUUCACGUUCCCAUUCAGGUUCACGUGACUCUUCACGACACCGCACAACACAUUCACGUUCGCGUUCACGUACUCGUUCUCGUUCAGAUUCGCAUUAUGAUUCACGUUCAGAGUCCUCACGUUCGCGUUCACGUUCCCGUUCGCGAUCUGUAGGUACGCGUUCCCGUUCGAAGUCACGCACACGUUCACGCUCACGUUCAGAAGAACGCGACAUGAAGUCCGCACAUAAAUCAGAGGCAGAAGCCGCUACCGCUGGUAGUAAGCGUCGUGUAGACGGUGGCAGCCGAGACGACUCGCCAGCACGCGAUGACAAAGGUGCACCACUGCCAGACUAUUUCCCGGGCAUACAGGGAUGUCGUUCUGUUGAAGAAUUCCAAUGCCUGAAUCGCAUUGAGGAGGGCACCUACGGUGUGGUGUACCGCGCCAAGGAUAAACGUACCAACGAGAUAGUUGCAUUGAAGCGCUUAAAAAUGGAGAAGGAAAAGGAAGGCUUCCCCAUAACAUCGUUACGCGAAAUCAAUACUUUACUAAAAGGCCAGCACCCAAACAUAGUGACGGUGCGCGAAAUAGUUGUUGGUUCCAAUAUGGAUAAGAUUUUCAUUGUUAUGGACUAUGUGGAACAUGACCUCAAAUCGUUGAUGGAGACGAUGAAGGCGCGCAAACAAUUCUUCCUGCCCGGCGAGGUGAAAUGUCUGGCGCAGCAAUUAUUGCGUGCGGUUGGCCAUUUACAUGACAAUUGGAUAUUACAUCGUGAUUUGAAGACCUCCAAUUUGUUGCUCUCGCACAAGGGUGUUCUCAAAGUGGGUGAUUUCGGUCUGGCUCGCGAGUAUGGUUCACCAUUGAAAAAUUACACAUCAUUGGUUGUCACACUGUGGUAUCGUGCACCGGAGCUAUUGCUCGGCACACUGGAAUAUUCAACGCCCAUCGACGUCUGGUCGGUGGGUUGCAUUUUUGGCGAAUUCCUACAGAUGGGGCCGCUAUUUCCCGGCAAAACGGAGACAGAUGAACUAAACAAAAUUUUCAAGGAGCUCGGCACACCGAACGAACGCAUUUGGCCCGGUUAUAAGGAUUUGCCGAUCGUUAAGAAUAUGUUAAGUCAGAACUCCCAAUUCGCCGACUAUCCAGUUUCAAAUUUACGUAGGCGUUACGCCGACAAAACCACCGACUUAGGCAUUGACAUGCUACAGGGUCUGCUUACCUAUGAUCCCAAGAAAAGACUGACCGCUGAAGCGGCGUUAAAACACAACUACUUCAAUGAGCUGCCUCUGCCAAUCGAUCCAUCUAUGUUUCCUACCUGGCCGGCGAAAAGUGAAUUGGGUGCACGCAAAGCGCUCGCCUCAUCACCCAAACCACCCUCGGGCGGUUCGCAGUUUAAACAAUUGGGUCGUGACGAAAUCAUUGUGGGCAGUAGUGGCGGCGGCAGCAGUGCGGCCGGUGUUGCCAAUAGCAAUAGUAAAGUCAUAUCGGGCAUUAUAACAGGUAAUAAGAAAACUGCUGCGAAUACUGGUUUCGUACUGAAUGCAGGCAUUGAUCAGCGCCAAUUGGCCAUGGGUCCGGGAUUCAAUUUGAAAUUUUAAUAAACCAUUUGCAACUCACUAUUGUUAACUGAUAUUUGGGUGUAAUGCGUUUAAUAAUAUGACUAUUGCUUUUACAAUAUAUAUUUUAGUCAUUAAUUAACCGUUCUAGUUAAUUACGAGCAUAAGAUCCAGUUUUAUUAAUUUUCGUUAAAAACAAUUCUUAUAAUUAUUCUUAUAUAUAUACAUACAUAUAUAGCUCGUAAGCUACAGUCCAGAAAAAUUGUUAAAACCGUCACUUGUAUCAUUUGAAUAUACAAUUAUUAUUAUUAAAGAAGAAGUUCAACUAUAUGGGCAAACUAAACGAUUUUACCAAAAAUGAAAAGAAAAGAAUCCUUGUGAGCUUAAUGUAAAAGAAAAAUUUACUGGUAAUUUUAGAAACUAUUAAUAUUAAUAUCUAAAUAACAUUAGAUACAAAUUUAUCGUUGAAAUUGUACAAAUUACAUACAUACAUUACGAGUUGGCUGCAGAUUUACACCUAAAGAUUUACAAAGGCAGUUCGAGUCAGACAAGCAAAAUAAUCAUAAAUACAAGAAAUAGAACAAUAGUUGGAUAGGUUUAAGCAAUUUUUGAGUAAAAAAAAACAAUGUUCUAGAUGUAAUAAAUACUUAACUACAGAAGACCGGAUGUAAAAA